This is a messenger RNA of Fusarium oxysporum Fo47, 2082 nucleotides long. RefSeq lists its product as uncharacterized. The record is from RefSeq and is a predicted model, not a curated record. Gene Ontology annotation, biological process: metal ion transport; transmembrane transport. Bases 1 to 2082 code for a protein of 693 amino acids. NCBI's taxonomy places the organism in Eukaryota, Fungi, Ascomycota, Sordariomycetes, Hypocreales, Nectriaceae. Gene Ontology annotation, molecular function: metal ion transmembrane transporter activity. The transcript is spliced from 5 exons. Gene Ontology annotation, cellular component: membrane.
AUGCGGCUACACGACUCACAGCUUGGAGACGCAUACCAAGAUAAGAAGAAGGAACAUAUUAGACGUCUCCUUGGGGAUCAGGAAAAACUAAGCAGCGCUGAAAAUUACAGGCCUACGGAGCAAGGGCCUUAUUUGGAGUAUGUCAAGAGUCUAUCAAAGAGAUGGCCGCAGCUAGAGCUUUUAAACGAUUUCAUGGAAGUUGGGACUGUGCCUACACGCUGGCGCAUCUUCCCUGGAGAGGAAAAGGACAAGAACGAGAAGCCGCGAUAUACAUAUCCUGAGAUUCGAAAAGAAGCUGAACAACGUCGCCGGGCAACAAGAAUGAAUGUUGCUUUGCUUAAAUUCCAGGAAGCAGGAAAUAUAGUCUUUGACCAGUACCGUUUGGAAGAUAACUCUACGGACGGUGAUAUUCAGACUGCCCACAAACAUUUACGAAAAGCUAUUUCCGAUGCCAAGGAAGACCAAUCAGUACACAACUUCAGUUUGUUUGUUGUGGAGGACCUUUCACGCGAUGUGAUUGAGAUCUUGGGCUCAGGGUUGUCCAUCGAUCCACGGUUCUUCCGCGCUCACAUCACAGACUACGUCUGGAACAAUAUUCGCGACCGAUGGCGUGAGCCGUCAAUACUUCAGAUUGACGCCAAACGGCAGAGCUGGUUCCAGCUUCGCUUAAUCCGCUCUCGCUAUUUUGAGAAUCAAAGCCAGCUGACGGAGGCCAAAAACCAAGUCAAUAACUUUAAUGUUAUGCGACGCUUGGAUGCAGACAGGAACCAGAUCUUCUGGGAUAAGGAUCCAGAUCCUACUAUAUGGGAAAAACUUAAAGCUGAAGCCAUUCGAGAUCAGAGUGAAGUGGAUGAAAAACAGGAUACAAGAGUGGAUGCAAAAGUUGGACAUAUGCGCAGUCGUUCUACGUUCUGGUUGAACGAAAAGUCCACUAUCGGUGUCCUUCUACUUGAACCAACUCCAGAAGCUGGGUAUCCUCUUUGGCGUGGAUAUCCUAACUGGGGCGAAAUACCGAAAUUUGGAGUCAACGAGGACUCAUUUGAUGACCUCCAGAUUCCGUCAUCGAGAUCCAACACUACAGGAAAGUCAAUGAGCUGGUUUGAAGACUACAUCUUAUGGGCCCAGAAGACCGCCAACUUCGCAAAGCCCUUGGAUGAUGCUAAUGAACAACUUGCCAUUCCGAUUCAGUGCUUGCUACACUUGGUGUGUGGCGAGUGGCUCACGUUCUCUGACUAUCUUAACGCCCGGCUCAACCAGAUUGACUGGGGAAUUGUGAACCCUUCAUUCUUUCCUGAGUCCGGAGGUACUGAUCAUCAAAAACAGAGUCUGAGGAAGCUUCACUUCUGGCGACGAUGGGUACCCCAAGCACGAGAUAUGCUUCAAGCAACUAUGAGCCAAGUCAUUGAUGACAAAGGGAGCAAAGUUGCCAAAUACUUUGAGCUCUACAAUGAUGAUUUGGAGAUUAUUAAGAAACGCUUAGAGGACUACGAAACACGGAUCGACCGUCUCAGCACGGUUGUCAACUCGACGAUCAGCCUUACUGAUGCCAGCAACACAUCAAGGCUCACCAUACUGGCAUCGUUCUUCAUCCCACCGAGCCUGGUGGCCACAUUGUUGUCCAUGAAUAUGGAUCCACUCAUUGGACUUGGUAAUGCGCUGAAAUGGUGGGCGGUGGCGUCUGUCGUGGCUGUCACGAUUCUUUUCGCUAUAGGUUAUCUGUUGAAGACCAGGAAGGCGGAAAGUUUGAAAAAGAACUUGUCAAUCACGAAACUUGUUUCGAAGUUGGAAGGACGAUGGAAGAUCCGCUAUGUUGAAGAAACCAAGACUACCUGUUGUAAGAUUAGCCCCUUCUGCGCUCCACCAGAAUUGAGGCCUACCAUGCAAAAAACCUCGUAUCAUGCACGCCAAGCUGCAAAGAGGGAAUUGAACAGCCAACAUGCAUCACUAGCGGUGAUAUGCAGUGCAUACAGAUUUGCAGAUACAAACCCGACGAGUGGUAAAUCAGUGCUUAGCUCGCUACCAUACAUGGUUCAAUAUUAUCUUCGUCGUGACUUUAGGGAAGUCAUUUUUCCCUUUUUUUAA